AUGGGUGAUGACAGUGAGUGGAUGAAGUUGCCCAUCGACCAGAAGUGCGAACACAAGGUGAUUACCCGUCACACACACGCACUUAAGACAGACUUUCCUCACAGUGUUGAAUCCUUGCUGGAUGUGUUUCAGCAGCUGUGGUUUUGUUUCAUAAAAUAUUAUCCAAUAGCACACCCUGAGCUCGCAUUGUAAGCCAGUGUUUUCCAUUAGUAACGGCCGUCGGCUAAUCAGCCGGUUACGGACUCAUUUUCAGCCAGUUACUUUUUCCACGUCAUAUUAACUAGGCUACUUUUCAUUUAAACGUUUUAAUUCGCUAGUCCGUCGAACCCUCUCCCGCUAGAAUGAAUGAUAUACCGUUUCUAGUGAUCUAUUGAUAGGAUAGACGCCUGUUAGUCAAAGCGAGCGACGACAGGAAACGCUCUGUCCCGCCUCCCGGUAUAAUUUGUGUGUGCUGUGGUUGGUUGCAGUUGAAUUUCUUUACAUGGAGGAGGGAGAGAAUUUGUACAUCCCAUGUAAUGUAAGUCGUAACGAUGUAUGCACUAACUGUAAGUCGCUCUGGAUAACAGCGUCUGCUAAAUGACUAAAAUGUAAAUGAAAUCCACUUAGCCUAAUUAUUAUUUUCUGCGACAUUAAUGUAUUUUCUUUCGCGUGUUUCACGUAGCCAGCCACGCGGAGUCGUGGCGCAUAGGCUAUUUACUGUGCUUUAUUUGACAACUGGAAAGGAAGUGUUGACUGAUAAAAGGUGUUGAACUGACUAAAUAAAGUAGAUCUCCUACACUACCAGUCAACGGUUUGGACACACCUACUCAUUCAAGGGUUUUUCUUUAUUUUUACUAUUUUUUACAUUGUGGAAUAAUAGUGUAACUAUGAAAUAACACAUAUGGAAUCAUUUAGUAAGCAAAAAAAGUGUUAAACAAAGCAAAAUAUAUUUCGGAUUUUUCAAACCUCUGCUGCAGAGGAUAAGUUCAUUAGAGUUACCAGCCUCAGAAAUUGCAGCCCAAAUAAGUGCUUCACAGAGUUCAAGUAACCGACACAUCUCAACACCAACUGUUCAGAGGAGUGUGUGAAUCAGGCCUUCAUGGUCGAAUUGCUGCAAAGAAACCACUACUAAAGGACACCAAUAAUAAGAAGAGACUUGUUUGGGCCAAGAAACACGAGCAAUGGACAUAAGACCGGUGGAAAUCUGUCCUUUGCUCUGGAGUCCAAAUUUGAGAUUUUUGGUUCCAACCUCUGUGUCUUUGUGAGACGCAGUGUAGGUGAAUGGAUGAUCUCCGCAUGUGUAGUUCCCACCAUGAAGCAUGAAGGAGGAGGUGUGAUGGUGUGGGGGUGGUUUGCUGGUGACACUGUCUGUGAUUUGUUUAGAAUUCAAGUCACACUUAACCAGCAUGGCUACCACAGCAUUCUGCAGUGAUACGCCAUCCCAUCUGGUUUGGGCUUAGUGGGACAAUCAUCUGUUUUCAACAGGACAAUGACCCAACACACCUCCAGGCUGUGUAUUGCUAUUUGACCAAGAAGGAGAGUGAUGGAGUGCUGCAUCUGAUGACCUGGUCUCCACAAUCCCCCGACCUCAACCCAAGUGAGAUAGUUUGGGUUGAGUCGGACCGCAGAGUGAAGGAAAAGCAGCCAACAAGUGCUCAGCAAAUGUGGGAACUCCUUCAAGACUGUUGGAAAAGCAUUCCAAGUGAAGCUGGUUGAGAUAAUGCCAAGAGUGUGCAAAGCUGUCAUCAAGGCAAAGGUUGGCUACUUUGAAGAAUCUGUUUAACACUUUUUUGGUUACAACAUGAUUCCAUAUGUGUUAUUUCAUAGUUUUGAUGUCUUCACUAUUAUCCUACAAUAUAGAAAAUAGUUAAAAUAAAGAAAAACCCUUGAAUGAGUAGGUGUGUCCAAACUUUUGACUGUUACUGUAUAUAGAACAAAAAUAUAAACGCAACAAUUUCAAUGAUUUUACUGAGUUACUGUUCAUAUAAGGAAAUCAGAAGCCGGAUGUGGAGGUCCUGGGCUGGCGUGGUUACACGUGGUCUGCGGUUGUAGGACCGGUUGGACGUAGUGCCAAAUUCUCUAAAACGAAGAUGGAGGCGGCUUAUGGUAGAGAAAUGAACAUUCAAUUCUCUGGCAACAGCUCUGGUGGACAUUCCUGCAGCCAGCAUGCCAAUUGCAUGCUCCCUCAACUUGAGACAUAUGUGGCAUUGUGUUGUGUGACAACUGCACAUCUUAGUGGCCUUUUUAUAGUCCUCAGCACAAGGUGCACCUGUGUAAUGAUCAUGCUGUUUAAUUAGCUUCUUGAUAUGCCACACCUGUCAGGUGGAUGGGAUUAUUUUAGCAAUGGAGAAAUGCUCACUAACAGGGAUGUAAACAAAUUGAGAGAAAUACGAUUUUUGUGCGUAUGAGACAUAGGACCAACACUUUACAUGUUGCGUUUUAUAUUUUGUGUUCAGUAUAAUACUUAAGACUGACAUAACCCUUUUUAUUUUUUCCAUUUAACCUUUAAUUUCUCUGUUCUAAUAAAAUACAUAAUUUGAAAAACAAACGUUGUGGCAAUGCAUAUCUUGCAGUAAAACUGUAAAUACGAUUUUAAUCUCGGAGACAGGUUAAAGGUUUAAUAUUCUCAUACUUAGAAAAUAGCCCUGAUCAUAAACGCCUAGACCUAGACAAUAUUCAAAACAACUAACAAUACACUGAAUUCAUACAUUUUCAGUAAUUUUAAAUUGUCAUGUAUUUCUACACAAUACCACAGCACAUUUUUCCAAUCUGGGAAGUAAACUCGAUAAAGUAGCCUAUUCAAUAAUUUCGCAAUGUAUUUCGGAUGGAAUCAAGGCAUUAUAAUCUACCAGAGGCCACCAAAAUGUAGCUCCUGCAAAUAAUGUUGAACCCAGAGGGGAAGCCCCAACCCCCCACCCCCUCCUCCCCGGGGGUGCCUGGCUGGCUACUUUUUUUAUUUGGUGGCUACUCUAUGUACUUGUGAAAAACACUGGUGAGCUCAUUUCCCCCACAAAAACUGCUAAUUUAGACUAGAUUUCCAGCAGCAAAGAGCUAGACUGAAGACUGCUAAAUGGCUCUUCCAAAAGGAUAGCCUAACAUGCAUUGAAGCUUAUGAUUUUACAGUUUCCAAUCCAAUCACUGUCUUCAGUCUCUCUCAAAUAAUUUACACUCACUGACUGCGUCAAUCACAAUGGAGGAUAUGCUAGGCCAAAUAACUGCCCUCUGUACGUAACAUCAAAAGAAAGCCCAUUUUAAAUUAGUUUCUUUACUUUGGCUGUACAACUAGAAUCUGGGUCACAUCAAAUCCCUUAGUUAUGAACUCUAAUUUACCUUGACUCCCUCUCAUCACAAGGCUCACUGUUCUCCUGCUUCAUCCCAACCAAGGUAUGGAAAGCCAGACUAAAUGGCUAUGAAGAAGCCCUGAAGCUCUUCCAGAGGAUAGAGGACGAGAAGAGCCCAGAAUGGGGCAAAUACCUGGGCCUGCUUAAGAAAUUUGUGACCGACUCAAACGCCGUGGCCCAGCUGAAGGGCCUUGAGGCAGCAUUUACCUACAUUGAGAAGGCUCAUGUGGCUGGCAAGUAAGUACUAGACCUACAUCUCAUCUGACUACACAAAUGGAACUUUGUAAAUACAAGAAGAUGUAAUAGUAACUCAUUGCCUAGAUUGUCAGGCUACUUGAAUAGUUGAACAGUAGUAAUGAAAAGGCCUAACUCAUAGCCUUGGUCUUCAGGUUAGGUGAAUGCAUACAAUUAUAAUACAAGAGACUCAUUGUAAUUAUAUGGGUGAAUAUAUCUAAAUCUCCCAAUUAAAGCUUUGUCUGUUUUAAGUACUGAUCUCUGUGUGAAACUGGGCUUGUUGUGGAAAGCUCCAGUGAGCUCUAACGCAGUCAGGAUAAAUUUUAAGCCUGCCUGAUAUUUAUUUAUGGAGAGAGCCUGUCUGACAUGAGAUCCGUCCGUAUAUUGUGUGCAGCCUAUCGGGCAAGGAUUACACUAUUGAAUGAUUCUAGGAAGGACUAGUAGGGACUUAGAAUGCACGGUAGUGAAUGAGAGAACAGAGGCCAUAGGACAUAGAAGGUGAGUCAAAAGGAACACUAAUUCACAAGGGCUACAUCGCAAGCAUAACAUACAACUGUUUAUUAUGGAUUCUCAUGACAAUUAAGUCGGCAUACGCUACGCAGUGUACAUGAAUUGACACUCUACUCUCGCACGUAAAAUGUGACGCCGUUGACGGCAUCUCUCUGUGUGGUUUUGGCUUAAGUGUUUUGCUUGUGUUCCAGAACAUCAGGAGAGGUGGUGUCGGGCGUGGUCAGUAAAGUGUUCAACCAGCCUAAAGCCAGGGCCAAAGAGCUGGGCUCAGACAUCUGCCUCAUGUACAUAGAGAUCGAGAGGGCUGAGGUGGUUCAGGACGAGCUCAUCAAAGGCCUCGAUAACAAAAACCCCAAGAUUGUUGUCACCUGUAUUGAAACUUUAAGGAAGGCACUUAGGUGAGUUUUUCUACUUCAUAGUUUUGCUAAAGAUUUCUCCAACCAAUUAAUUCAGGCGCUUUUUUUUUUUUACCAUAGCUAUUAUGUCAUUACAUAGGCCUAAAUCCUGAAAUGUAAUUAUUUAUUUAUUUUUUCAGUGAGUUUGGGUCCAAAAUUAUUACUCUGAAGCCAGUGGUGAAAGUUUUGCCCAAACAGUUUGAGUCGAGAGAAAAGGCGGUUCGAGACGAGGCCAAACUACUAGCAGUAGAGAUUUAUAAAUGGAUCCGGGAUGCGCUUCGACCUCCUCUCCAGGGCAUCAACUCUGUUCAGGUGAGAUAAGGCUUCUGAACACUUUGUUACAGAGGCUCUUUCUCAAUUCAUCUUUCUUCGAUUUCUCACAUCUUCGCUUCCUUCUCAAAACACAUAGGAGAAGAAGGUCUGAGGAGAGGGACUUUGGACCUUCUCCAAUAAUAGGAUUGAAGCAUGGAAUCGCAGAAAGACCAAUUGAGAUGCAGCCAGAGUUUGUUUUUGCUCAUAUGCAAUAUGGGUCUCCAUAAAUUCCGGAACAACUGAUUCAUGGGAUGUCUAACAGCUGGGUUUCCUCUUCUUUUUUCCACAGUUGAAGGAGCUGGAGGAAGAGUGGGUGAAGCUGCCGACGACAGCCCCCAAACAGAGCCGCUUCCUCCGCUCACAGCAGGCCCUCAAGGCCAAGUUUGAACAGCAGCAGGCAGCUGGAGGAGACGAGGCAGAUGGUAUACUUUAUCAGACAGCCUAGUUUUGAUGUCCACAUUUAAGCCACUUUACGCCUUUUUCCUAGCCUGGAUGGCAGUCUGUUUGUGCUAUCUUAUGGAACUCCUUAUGGAAUUGUUGUCAAGAUGGCACAAACAGAUCUGUGACUAGGCUUCUCUCAUCAAUGGCUUUUGAGAGAGAAUUUGUGCAACGCUUUAUAUCUUUGUGGAAGAUAACUGUAAAUGCCCAGGUGUUGUUGAAAGACAAGAAGAUUGACGUAUGUAAAUGUUGCAUGGUAGUCUUGAUGAUUGAGACUGGUCUUGUGAAAAGCCUUUGCGCUGAAAUGUCGACAUCAAACAGUCUCAAAUAUAUAGUCUCGUCUUGUUUUUUUUUCUAUAAUCGUAUUGUGGAUAAUGAGAUGGGUAGGCCGGCUUACAUUAUCAGAUUGAAGGUCUCACACUAAACUCUCUUUCAGGAGAUGAUGAUGAUGACGAACCUGCACCUCAGGUAGACCCCUAUGAGCUGCUGGAAGCAGUGGAGAUCCUCUCAAAACUACCUAAAGACUUCUAUGACAAAAUUGUACGUUUGGGCUCCAGGGAAAUGACCCUUAAAUUCAAAAGGCCUUAAGUACAUCUAUUGAAUUAAUAUAUGCUAAACAUACACUACCGGUCAAAAGUUUUAGAACACCUACUCAUUCAAGGGUUUUUCUUUAUUUUUACUAUUUUCUACAUUGUAGAAUAAUAGUGAAGACAUCAAAACUAUGAAAUAACACAUAUGGAGUCAUAUAGUAACCAAAAAAGUGUUAAAUCAAAAUAUAUUUUAUAUUUGAGAUUCUUCAAAUAGCCACCCUUUGCCUUAAUGACAGCUUUGCACACGCUUGGCAUUCUCUCAACCAGCUUAACCUGGAAUGCUUUUCCAACAGUCUUGAAGGAGUUCCCACAUAUGCUGAGCACUUGUUGGCUGCUUUUCCUUCACUCUGCGGUCCAACUCAUCCCAAACCAUCUCAAUUGGGUUGAGGGCGGGGGAUUGUGGAGGCCAGGUCAUCUGAUGCAGCACUCCGUCACUCUCUUUCUUGAUAAAAUAACCCUUACACAGCCUGGAGGUGUGUUGGGUCACUGUCCUGUUGAAAAUCAAAUGAUAGUCCCACUAAGCCCAAACCAGAUGGGAUGGCAUAUUGCUGCGGAAUGCUGUGGUAGCCAUGCUGGUUAAGUGUGCCUUGAAUUCUAAAUAAAUCACAGACAGUGUCAUCAUUCUUUACGGUGGGAAAUACACAUGCAGAGAUCAUCCGUUCACCCACACCGCGUCUCACAAAGACACGGCGGUUGGAACCAAAAAUCUCAAAUUUGGACUCAUCAGACUAAAGGACAGAUUUCCACCGGUCUAAUGUCCAUUGCUCGUGUUUCUUGGCCCAAGCAAGUCUCUUCUUCUUAUUGGUGUCCUUUAGUAGUGGUUUCUUUGCAGCAAUUCGACCAUGAAAGCCUGAUUCACACAGUCUCCUCGGAACAGUUGAUGUUGAAAUGUGUCUUUUACUUGAACUCUGUGAAGCAUUUGGGCUGCAAUUUCUGAGGCUGGUAACUCUAAUGAACUUAUCCUCUGCAUCAGAGGUAACUCUGGGUCUUCCAUUCCGGUGGCGGUCCUCAUGAGAGCCAGUUUCAUCAUAGCGCUUGAUGGUUUUUGCGACUGCACUUGAAGAAACUUUAAAGUUCUUGACAUUUUCCGUAUUGACUGACCUUCAUGUCUUAAAGUAAUGAUGGACUGUUGUUUCUCUUUGCUUAUUUGAGCAAUAAUAUGGACUUGGUCUUUUACCAAAUAGGGCUAUCUUCUGUAUAUCCCCCUACCUUGUCACAACACAAUUGAUUGGCAUUAAAUUAACUUUUAACAAGGCACACCUGUUAAUUGAAAUGCAUUCCAGGUGACUACCUCAUGAAGCUGGUUGUGAGAAUGCCAAGAGUGCAAGGCUAAGGGUGGCUAUUUGAAGAAUCUCAAAUAUAAAAUAUAUUUUGAUUUGUUUAACACUUUUUUUUGGUUACUACAUGAUUCCAUAUGUGUUAUUUCAUAGUGUUGAUGUCUUCACUAUUAUUCUACAAUGUAGAAAAUAGUAAAAAAUAAAGAAAAACCCUUGAAUGAGUAGGUGUUCUAAAACCUUUGACCGGUAGUGUAUGUCAUAUUUUUUAUAUUAGGAGUUUGAAAGCAAAAGUUAGGCAAUUAUGUGUUUCUUGUAUUGAGUUGGAUCAAUGUAAUAAGACAUAAACCAUCUCUCAUUAUAUCUGACCUUAGGAGGCCAAAAAAUGGCAGGAGAGGAAAGAGGCCUUGGAAGCAGUGGAGACCUUGGCUAAAAACCCUAAAUUGGAGAAUGGCGACUUUGGUGACUUAGUCAGAGCACUAAAAAAGGUACUGUAACAUCUGUGUUUCACAGGGACGCCACUAAUUGGGAUACCGGGUAAUGGAAUGUAUCUCCAGGAAGUAGGACAAUGAUAAACCUCCUGAAAAUAAUAAUUUGUUUCCCAGGUUAUUGGUAAAGAUGCAAAUGUUAUGCUGGUGACCCUGGCAGCCAAAUGUGUGGCUGGACUAGCAGCUGGGCUCCGGAAGAAGUUUGGAACAUAUGCAGGACAUGUAAGUUACCUUCAAGGCAGUGGUAUAGAAUUGUGUUUACAACAGUUAUGCUAGCCAAGAGCAGUGAAUGUGGGAGCUGAUGCAUGAACAAGCUGAGUGCGGUUACAUUGGUAACGGUGGGGAGCAGUGGCAACAUGUAUUUGUACAUCCCUGAUUUUGUACAUAAUGUGAAAACUGUGCUUUAUAUUAUGCUCUGUGUUUCAAGGUGGUGCCAACGAUUUUAGAAAAGUUUAAAGAGAAGAAACCACAAGUGGUCCAGGCCUUGCAAGAGGCUAUUGAUGCAAUCUUCCUUACUGUGAGUAAACUGUACUAUGUGGAUUCACUGGUCAUAGUUUGGGCUUUGUUGCUAUGUGAUUCAUAUCAAGCUGAUUUUGUAAGAUCUGGAAUGUUGGGACUGUUCUUGUUUUGAGAGAUUAUCUUCUGUUUGAUUUGGUCAAGAGACUCAUUCCAGGCUGCUUCUAUUUUAUUUUCUGUGCCUAACAUAAUGUUUUCCAUGUCUUCUUAUUGUUUUGCAGACAACUCUCCAGAAUAUCAGUGAGGAUGUGUUGGGUGUGAUGGACAACAAGAACCCUUCCAUCAAACAGCAGGCCUCUCUGUUCCUGGCCAGAAGCUUCCGCCACUGCACCCAAGCCACGUUGCCAAAGAGCAUGCUCAAAGCUUUCUGCCCUGCAUUUCUCAAGGUACCGAAAACAUUUCAGAUUCAUAAACAGGCAAAUUCAUGGCUGGUUUCCCAGACACAGAUUACGUGUAGUCCUGGACUAAAAAGCAUGCUUAGUCAAGAAUCUGGAUUGAAAGUGCUUUUUAGUCCAAGACUUAAUCUGUGUCUGGGAAAACAUCCCUCUGUGGUCACAAAUGAUGUUCUGUCCUCCAAUUUGUGAACGUGUGGGGAAUAAUGCUCCUACUCCCCAUCUCUUGAUGAACCCUCUCAGCAAGUGAAUGAUUCGGCCCCAGAGGUGAGAGAUGCUGCGUAUGAAGCUUUGGGGACAGCCAUGAAGGUGGUGGGGGAGAAGGCUGUCAACCCAUUCCUGGCUGAUCUGGACAAACUCAAGCUUGACAAGGUGAGGAUUGCUAUGUAGAAUAUGUAUCAGUAUAUCUAUCGUUAUUGAUAUCAUUAAUAACAGUGUGUGAGUCUAUCGUCAAUAUACAGUAUGUCCUUAUCGUUGUUAUCAGUCUAUCUAUUACUAUCUUGUGUGCCGUGUUAUCUUGUGUAUCCUGUGUAAAACUAGUUCACUAAAAGUGAACUAAUGCCAAUGUAGAUUAGUUAUUUAUUGGAUAUACGGUUGUAUUAUUAUGAGAUAGUAUCCUUAAAGUUGACCCGUUUUUGAAGAGUAGACAACAAAUGAAAUUACCUGACCUCCAUCCAUCUCUAAAUGAACAGAUUAAAGAAAGUGCUGAUAAGGUGGAACUGCCUGGAAAGAAAGGAGGAGGUGGUGGAGGGGCGGAGAAGAAGGCACCUGCUGCAAAGGCAGCACCGCCUGCUGAGGCUCCAGCUAGAUCCUCUGCACCGCCCAAGAAGGCCCCAGCAGCUAAGGUUUGAUUGAUUGAUUUGACAAUUAAAAUGCAUAUAAAGCCACUUUAGCCUGAGACAAGGUGAACCCCAGGCUGCCAGUCUUAUUCACCAGGCUCGCUACACUGUCCCCGAUGAGACAGUAACCAUAGUAGGUAUCUGUAAAGAAACUACUAAAAAAUGAAUUUUUGUGUUCAUUAUUUUGCAGUUUGGUGGACCUCCUAAGAAAGGUAAACCUGCCUCCGCUCCGAGUGCGAAAGGAAAGAAAUGUUCUGAAACAAAGGAAUUCAUAGAGACCGAGCUAUCGGUAAGUCAACUGUUUUAAGAGGACUGCUAUGUGCAGCCUUUUAACCGUAGGAAUACUCAUUAUUUAGUAGUCUGGUUGAAUGAGCGGACCAUUUUUUCGGUGGUUAACUCUUUCAUUACCGGUAACUUGAGUGUUUGACCUUGUUUGUGUCCACUAGAUUGAGGUGUGUGAGGAGAAGUCCGCCGCGGUGCUCCCUGCCUCCUGCAUGCAGCUGCUGGACUCUGCUAACUGGAAGGAGAGACUGGCCAGCAUGGAGGAGUUUCAGAAGGUAACUCGUUUUGACUGUAUAAUCUGACCUCUUUAGUAUUGUCUUACUCAUAUCUCAUCAAAUGUUAUACAUUUGUGUUCUAUUUAAUUAUGUGGUCUUGCUCAUAUUAUGAACCUGCUCUUUACAACAAUGUGUAAAUAGAUAAAUUAGUGGAGUUAGGUACUUUUCUGUUAUAUUCUUAUCAUGUGAUUGUCACCAGGCUGUGGAGCAGAUGGACAAGAGUGAGAUGCCCUGCCAGGCUCUGGUUAGGAUGCUGGCCAAGAAACCAGGCUGGAAAGAGACUAACUUCCAGGUACAGCAUACCCAAGUUUAAACACUUACCACAGCGAGCUAAAAUGGAUACAUACAGUGCAUUCGGAAAGUAUUCAGAUCCCUUGACUUUUUUGUUAUGUUACAGCCUUAUUCUAAAAUUGAUUACAUCAAUCUACACACAAUACCCCAUAAUGAUUAAGCAAAAACAGGUUUUUAGAAAUGUUUGCUAAUUUAUUACAGAUAAAAACACCUUAUUUACAUAAGUAUUCAGACCCUUUGCUAUGAGACUCGAAAUUGAGCUCAGGUGCAUCCUGUUUCCAUUGAUCAUCCUUGAGAUGUUUCUACAACUUGAUUGGAGUCCACCUGUGGUAAAUUCAAUUGAUUGGACAUGAUUUGUAAAGGCACACACUUGUCUAUAUUAGGUCCAUGUCAGAGCAAAAACCAAGCCAUGAGGUCGAAGGAAUUGUCCGUAGAGCUCCGAGACAGGAUUGUGUCGAGGCACAGAUCUGGGGAAGGGUACCAAAAAAUGUCUGCAGCAUUAAUAAUAAUAUGCCAUUUAGCAGACACUUUUAUCCAAAGCGACUUACAGUCAUGCGUGCAUACAUUUUUUGUGUAUGGGUGGUCCCGGGGAUCGAACCCACUACCUUGGUGUUACAAGCGCCGUGCUCUACCAGCUGAGCUACCGAGGAAUUGAAGGCAUUGAAGGUCCCCAAGAACACAGUGGCCUCCAUCAUUCUUAAAUGGAAGAAGUUUGGAACCACCAAGACUCUUCCUAGAGCUGGCCGCCCGGCCAAACUGAACAAUCGGGGGAGAAGGGCCUUGGUCAGGAGGUGACCAAGAACCUGAUGGUCACUCUGACAGAGCUCCAGAGUUCCUCUGUGGAGAUGGGAGAACCUUCUAGAAGGACAACCAUCUCUGUAGCACUCCACCAAUCAGGCCUUUAUGGUAGAGUGGCCAGACAGAAGCCACUCCUCAGUAAAAGGCACAUGAUAGCCCGCUUGGAGUUUGCCAAAAGGCACCUAAAGACUCUCAGACAAUGAGAAACAAGAUUCUCUGGUCUGAUGAAACCAAGAUUGAACUCUUUGGCCUGAAUGCCAAGCGUCACGUCUGGAGGAAACCUCGCACCAUCCCUACGGUGAAGCAUGGUGGUGGCGGUAUCAUGCUGUGGGGAGGUUUUUCAGCAGCAGGGACUGGGAGUCAGGAUCGAGGGAAAGAUGAACGGAGCAAAGUACAGAGAGAUCCUUGAUGAAGACCUGCUCCAGAGCGCUCAGGACCUCAGACUGGGGCGAAGGUUCACCUUCCAACAGGACAACGACCCUAAGCACACAGCCAAGACAACGCAGGAGUGGCUUCAGGACAAGUCUCUGAAUGUCCUUGAGUGGCCCAGCCAGAGUCUGUACUUGAAACUGAUCUAACAUUUCUGGAGAGACCUGAAAAUAGCUGUGCAGCAGCGCUCCCCAUCCAACCUGACAGAGCUUGAGAGGAUCUGCAGAGAAGAAUGGGAGAAACUCCCCAAAUACAGGCGUGCCAAGCUUGUAGCGUCAUACCCAAGAAGACUUGAGGCUGUAAUCGCUUCCAAAGGUGCUUCAACAAAGUACUGAGUAAAGGGUCUGAAUACUUAUGUAAAUGUGAUAAUUGAGUUUUUUUAUUUUUAUAAAUUUGCAAAAAUCUAUACAAACCUGUUUUUGCUUUGUCAUUAUGGGGUAUUGUGUGUAGAUUGAUGAGGGGGAAAAUAACAAUUUAAUCAAUUUUAAAAUAAGGCUGUAACGUAACAAAAUGUGGAAAAAGUCAAGGGGUCUGAAUACUUUACGAAUGCACUGUAGAUACAAAUGUUGGUGAAAAUGUUGUGAUUGUAUCACCUAAGGUUUGUUUUUUAACGGAUAGUCCUAUGUAUUGGACCUUGUAUUUGUCCAGCUCCUGUCAUUAUUGUGGAUGUAUAAAACUCCAUUCACUAGAUGGACCCACAUUUCUCUGUCGUCAUAACUGACUUUUGGUUCUUGGGUUUGUUCAUGAUUCAGGUGAUGCAGAUGAAGCUUCACAUUGUGGGUCUGAUAGCCCAGAAGGGAUCCUUCUCCAAGACGUCAGCCUUCGUGGUGUUGGAUGGCCUGGUGGAUAAAAUAGGAGAUGUGAAAUGUGGGGGCAAAGCCAAGGAGGGCCUGACUGCUACCGCUGAGGCCUGCUCCCUGCCCUGGACAGCUGAACAGGUCUGUUGUUGGUGGUGUUGCCUUUCAGAACGGCGGUUCUGCUAUUCAGUUUUUUUUCCCUUUUCACAUCUUUGAAUUAAAAAAAGAACACAAGUAAGAAAUAUCAGUUGUUCACUAGUGUGCUUCAUCCCUCAGGUGGUCUCCAUGGUUUUUGCACAGAAGAAUCCUAAAAAUCAAGCUGAAACCCUCAACUGGUUGGCUAACGCCAUGAAGGAAUUUGGAUUUGCUGGGUAAGUUUCUUACUUUCCAUUAUUGGAGGUGUAUCCAUUUACCAAUAACAAUAUCAAAGCAUUCAGUGUCCUAUGAUAAUAUAUUCUAAUUCACAAAAUCAUUGCGGUAACACAAGUCUGCAGGUCUAAUGCUUUAUAACUUGUUAUAAAUAUGUAUGAUAAUGUACAUGUUUAUCGCUGCAGCAUCAAUGUGAAGGGUUUCAUUAACAACGUAAAGACGGCGUUGGGAGCGACCAACCCUGCGGUGCGGACAGCAGCCAUCACCCUCCUAGGAGUCAUGUACCUCUACAUGGGAGCACCUCUACGCAUGUUCUUCGAGGAUGAGAAACCUGCCCUGCUGAAACAGAUAGACGAUGAGUUUGAAAAGGUAAGAAAAACGUGUAUCUAAUAAGUAUAGUAUGUAUACAAUAUGUAUUUGUAUGUUCUAAUGAAUGGCCUCUGACUCUCUUUUUGAAAUUGCUAGCUAGGGGUUGAUUUCAACUGCUAUCUGUUCGGUCUACAUAAGAUUGUCAAGAAGGCAUAUAAGAAAUGUAUAUACUGUAUGGACAUGUAUAUAUUUUCAAUGUGACUGAUGCGAUUGCUGCGUCAGAUGCAAGGCCAGUCUCCUCCGACUGCGUUCAGAGGAGCCAAGAAAGGAGGAGCAGAGGAGGAUGGAGAGGAGGCAGACGAGCAGGAGGAGGAUGGAGGAGGAGGAGCACCUGACAUCAUGGAUCUGCUACCUAGAACUGACAUUAGGUUUGACUUUACACUCAUACCCUUUUCACACUACCUUGUCUGCACUGUUCCAUAUUUUCAACAACUAGGAUGGAUGUGUAAUCAGGCAAGCUCAUUACUGCUUGGAUUGGUUUGGCUCUGUUCAGCUCAGUAGUGUGAAAAACCUUAUACUUCUUUGACUAUUUUGAUUGACGGUUCCAUUCUAUGUUUAAUGGUUUGGCCAUUCCACCUCAUUAAUCCACUCAUUCUUUCAUCUCCUGUGCAGUGAUAAGAUCACACAAGACAUGGUGGAUAAGAUAGGUGACAAGAACUGGAAGAUUCGUAAGGAGGGUCUGGAUGAGGUGGCAGCCGUCAUCUCUGAGGCCAAGUUUAUCCAGGCCAGCAUAGGAGAGCUACCCGUGGCACUGAAGGGACGCCUCAACGACUCCAACAAGAUCCUGGUAAGAGGUUGAAGAGCUAGCUGUCUGUUUUUUGUUUUCAGUAUCAAAUUGACGAAGAGGUCUUCGAACUUGUUGCAGGCACUCUUUAGUAUGUUAAGUCUAAGCUAUAUUUUAUUCUGUCUCAUAGUAGAAUAUUAUAUGACAUUAUAGCUUUUUCUUAUACCAAAGUAUAUUUCCUCUCUCCAGGUCCAGCAAACCCUGACCAUUCUUCAGCAGAUGGCCGUAGCGAUUGGCCCAGCUCUGAAGCAACAUGUCAAGAACCUGGGUAUGCCCAUCAUCACUGUACUGGGAGACAGCAAGGUAAAGCCUAUCGUACUCUGAGAUACAUGCACAAAGGCAUAGGUAGCUAUUAUGGUUAGUGUGAUAGAGAAUAUUAUACUGUACGCAUAGUACAUACACAUAAUGAGCAUAACUAAUCUAGUACAAGUGAUUGACUGAGUGACUGUUUUGGUUGUUCUCAGUAUCAGUUGUCAGUCGGUAUUGUAUUGAGUGAAUAAUGGUGUGGAUUCUGUGUAUCCCCCUCUCCCCUGUAGACCAACGUGCGUGCUGCUGCCAUGACAACCCUGCAGGCCUGGGUAGAACAGACCGGCAUGAAGGACUGGCUGGAGGGAGAGGACCUGUCUGAAGAGCUCAAGAGAGAGAACCCCUUCCUUAGGCAGGAGGUACAAACACAGCCCUUCAGGUCAUCUCUUAAAACCUCUCUUAAAGCCUGCCUCUUGUAGCUGGCAGUAAUAUGUGAUCAGGAUGUGGUUAGGUGCUGGUAUCAUGGGUAUUGUGUGGAAUCUGAGCACAAGGUUGAAACGUUGGGGGCAUCUGGAAUGGGAAUCAUAAUACCUCCAACCAUGUUUGAUGGCCAUGUACGCUUAUAAUCUCUACCUGACACAGCCAGAAGAGGACUGGCCACCCCUCAGAGCCUGGCUCCUCUCUAGGUUUCUUCCUAGGUUCCUGCCUUUCUAGGGAGUUUUUCCUAGCCACCGUGCUUCUACAUCUGUAUUGCUUGCUGUUUGUGGGUUUUAGGCUUGUGACAUCUGCUCAUCUAUAAAGGGCUUUAUAAAUACAUUUGAUUGAUUGAGAAUGACCCAUAUAACACGCCCCUCCCCUCCCCUCUCCAGGUGCUGGGCUGGCUGGCAGAGAAGCUCCCCACCAUGCGUACAGUGCCCUCUGACCUGAUGCUGUGUGUGCCCUACCUGUACUCCUGUCUGGAGGACCGCAACGGAGACGUGAGGAAGAAGGCCCAGGAUGCCCUGCCCACCUUUAUGAUGCAUUUGGGCUACGAGAAGAUGUUAAAGGCCACUGGCAAACUCAAGGUACGCUCUGUCAUGGAGGAGAUGACUUGGACAGGCUAAAUUUCAAGAUAUAAAAGAUGCCUUUGCCUCAAUCCAGUCUGAGUUACUAAUUGAUAGUGGAUUGAAAGAAAGUGAAACAGAGCUGUAUUCAGUCUGGAUUUCCAGGCUAGAGUACAUUGUCUUACGUCCGGUUCAUGGCUACACAUUCGUGUUAGAAAGACUCAAUAAGUCGGAAGACAAUGGGCUAUGGUAUUGUUGUUCUGUAGUGACUGUGUCCCACUCUCCCUGCAGCCCGCCUCGAAGGAGCCUGUGUCUGCCCUGCUGGAGAAGGCACGGGCAGUGAUGCCAGCCAAGCCUGCUCCACCUCCUGGCAAAGCUGCCGCAGCCAAGUCUAUCAGCGGCGGUGCCCCUGCUGCAAAGUCAGGUUGGCUUGCUUCUCAGUUACUUUCUGAAUGAAGUAUGAUCAAAUCAAAUUGUAUCUGUCACAUGCGCUGAAUACAACAGGUGUAGACCUUACCGUGAAAUGCUUACUUGCAAGCCCUUAACCAACAAUGCAGUUCACGAAAUAGAGUUAAGAAAAUAUUUACUAAAUAAACUGAAGUAAAAAAAAAAAAAAAACACAAUAAAAUAACAAUAACGAGGCUAUAUACAGAGGGUAUUGGUACCGAGUCAAUGUGCGGGGGUACAGGUUAGUCGAGGUAAUUUGUACAUGUAGGUAGGGGUAAAGUGACUAUGCAUAGAUAAUAAACAGCGAGUAGCAGCAGUGUAAAAACAAAGGGGGUAGGGAGGUGGGGGGGGGGGGGGGGCAUUUGAUUAAUUGUUCAGCAGUCUUAUGGCUUGGGGGUAGAAGCUGUUAAGAAGCCUUUUGGACCUGGACUUGGCGCUCCGGUACCGCUUGCCAUGCGUUAGCAGAGAGAACAGUCUAUGACUUGGGUGGCUGGAGUCUUUGACAAUUUUUAGGGCCUUCCUCUGACACCGCCUGGUAUAGAGGUCCUGGAUGGCAGGAAGCUUGGCCCAAGUGAUGUACUGGGCCGUACGCACUACCCUCUGUAGCGCCUUACGGUCGGAUGCCGAGCAGUUGCCAUACCAGGCGGUGAUGCAACUGGUCAGGAUGCUCUCGAUGGUGCAGCUGUAGAACUAUGAGUGUGCAGAACACUGUGUGCAUCCCAAAUGGCACCCUAUUCCCUAUUUAAUGCAUUACUUUUGACCAGGGUCAAUAGGGCUCUAGUCAAAGGUACCGCACUAUUUAGGGAAUAGUGUGCCAUUUGGGACACACAAAAGUAUCCUCUACCACCAGUAUGCUCCUUUCAUGUGGCUAUAUCAGCAAAGUAGCGUCAGCCAUUGAGUUUGAAGAGGGGGAUCUAUCUUUUUCAAUUUUCUUAUCUUGGGCAAGCAAACAUUUCUCUAGCUCCCUUGGACAGGUAGCUUGUGUUGUAACAUGUAGACUUUGACUGUAAAUCUAUAUAAAAGUGUCUUCUAUAAUAGAGUAUUAUUUAUAUAAGCCGUGUUCAUCCCAGAACUUCCUAACCACUCUGUUGUUGGUGUUGUGCAGCUUUGUCUAAAGCUAAACCUAAAGCUGUUAUCGAUGACUAUGAUGAUGACGACGAGCCUGAGCAUGAGACUAAGACUAAGAAAGUGGUUAAGGCUGGAGCUGCUAAAAAGGUAUGCAUUUAUUAAUCUUACAAUUUUCAUUGUUUAUUUGUCUGGGACCGUGUACAAUUAAAACAUACAUUUGAUGCGUUUUUCCAGAUAUACAGUGCCUUCAGAAAGUAUUCAUACCCCUUGACUUGUUCCACAUUUUCUUGUUACAGCCUGAAUUCAAAAUAGAUUAAACUGAUUUUUUUUCUCACCCGUAUACACACAGUACCCCAUAAUGACAAAGUGAAAACAUGUUUUUAGAAAUGUCAUCAAUUGUGUUGAAAAGGAAAUAAAGAAAUAUCUAAUUUAUGUAAGUAUUCACACCCCUGAGUCAGUACUUUGUAGAAGCACCUUUGGCAGCGAUUACAGCUGUGAGUCUUUCUGGUUAAGUCUCUAAGAGCUUUCCACACUUGGAUUGUGCAACAUUGGCAACAUUUUUUGCAGUAUUACUUUAGUGCCUUGUUGCAAACAGAAUGCAUGUUUUGGAAUAUUUGUAUUCUGUACAGGCUUCCUUUUCACUCUGUCAAUUAGGUUGGUAUUGUGGAGUAACUACAAUGCUAUUAAUCCAUCCUCCGUUUUCUCCUAUCACAGCCAUUACAAAUAUCUGUAACUGUUUUAAAGUCACCAUUGGCCUCAUGGUGAAAUCCCUGAGUGGUUUCCUUCCUCUCCGGCAACAGAGUUAGGAAGGACGCCAGUAUCUUUGUAGUGUAAUUAAUAACUUCACCAUGCUCAAAGGGAUAUUCAAUGUCUGGUUUUCUAUUUUAACCCAUCUAACAAUAGGUGCCCUUCUUUGCGAGGCAUUGGAAAACCUCCCUGGUCUUUGUGGUUGAAUCUGUUUGAAAUUCACUGCUCGACUGAGGGACCUUCCAGAUAAUUGUGUGUGGGGUACAGAGACGAGGCAGUCAUUCAAAAACACUAUUAUUGCACACAGUGAGUCCAUGCAACUUAUUAUGUGACUUUUUAAGCACGUUUACUCCUGAACUUAUUUAGGUUUGCCAUAACAAAGGGGUUGAAUACUUGUUGACUGAGGCAAAAUGUGGAAAAAGUCAAGGGGUGUGAAUGCUUUCUGAAGGCUCUGUAGCUAGACUGAUAAUGCUUGUCUCCAGUCCCUGGGAAUCUUGCCACUGUCAUUUAAAAUCUAAAUCGGUACAAUCUCAUUCAGCUCUUGGCACACCAAGAUCCUACAAUGUGCCAGCUUUUCUCUCUGUGAACUGGAUAUUUCAUUCUGCAUUUAAUAGAACGCCCCCCAGGAAUCUGUUGCGAGCUCGGAUAAAGAUAGUGUCAGUAGUCCUAAAAGACUUACAAAGGGGAAGCGUAGCAGCCAGCAGGUACAUGGUUGGAGUCAAGCACCACUGUUACUAAUAUGUGACUCAGGAAUGACUAACUGGGUGGACUGAGCCUUGCACCAGGUGUUAAGGCACUGCACGUGUGUCUGUUUCUAAAACUAUGUGGGUGAAUUUUUUGUGUGCAUGUUUUGUGGGUAUUAAAACACACCCACACACUGUGUGAGGCUGAACACAAUAUCUAAAUGUUUUAUGUUUUGCUUUUAUAUUUAGCGUUAUCUUGUAAUGGUAAUAAUAAUUGGUCUAGCUUUUCAUAUACAGGCUGCAAUCAGAGAGUUAUUUACAUUAUAAACAUACAAUGUUUCUCUGCUGUCUUUUAAACCUUUUCUUUCUGUCUUUGUCUGACCACGCUAUAAACGAGUUUUACAACUUUUGUAUGUAGCUUUAUAUCUUGUUGUUAUGUUUCUGAACGGUCUUUUAAACCUCCCUGUUUCUCUACCACAUAUUCUGAGCACAAUGCAUAAUAACCCUUUUAUCUCUAGCUUUUAAAUACAGGUAAUUGCCAAAAUAAUGGAAAGACUUGAGUAAAUGAAAGCAGGUGCUUCCACACAGGUGUGGUUCCUGAGUUAAUUAAGCAAUUAACAUCCCAUCGUGCUUAACAUCCCAUCGUGCUUAAAUGACAUGUAUAAAAAUGCUGGGCAGCCCAUUAUUUUGGCUACCAUGGCUAUGGCCCCAUAGGAUGACAAUGCCCCAUCCACAGGGCACGAGUUGUCACUGAAUAAUUUGAUGAGCAUGAAAACGAUGUAAACCAUAUGCCAUGGCCGUCUCAGUCACCAGAUCUCAACCCAAUUGAACACUUAUGGAAUAUUCUGGAGCGGUGUCUGAGACAGCAUUUUCCACCACCAUCAACAAAACACCAAAUUAUGGAAUUUAUUUUGGAAGAAUGGUGUUGCAUCCCUCCAAUAGAGUUCCAGAUACUUAUAGAGUCUAUGCCAAGGUGCAUUGAAGCUUUUCUGUCUCUUGGUGGCCCAACCCCCUAUUAAGACACUUUGUGUUGUUGUUUCCUUUAUUUUGGCAGUUACCUGUAGCUUUGUAUCUUGUAAUGAUGUUGUUUCUGUGCUUUCUAUGUUGUUCUGAUAAUGUCUCUGCGCUGUCUUGUAAACCUCCUCAUUUCUCCCCGUCCCGUCUUCAGGGUGUGCUUGGGAAGAAGGCCCCGGUCACUAAGGCCACUGCCAAGGAUGAGGAGGACAGGUCAGGUGUUAUCUUUAUGCUGGUGCCCAACGGCAAGGAACAGAGGAUAAAGGAGGAGAAAGGGCUGAAGGUAAUAUAGAUUAUAGUAAUAAUAUAUGCCAUUUAGCAGACGCCUUUAUCCAUAGUCUUAAUCAUGCAUGCAUUUAAUUUAUGGGUGGUCCCGGGAAUCAAACCUAUAUCCUGGCGUGGCAAGCUCCAUGCUCUACUAACUGAGCUACAGAGAAGUGACGUCACCUUUUUAGCUAUUCAGUUUUAUCACCUUGUAGCUUUUCACUUUGAUAAAGGAGUGGGUGAGGUGUCUCUGUUGUCUGUGGAGGCUGUGCCGUGUUGAAGGAAAAGGUUGAUCAAAAGGACAGUAUUGAAAUGAGUCAUGUCAUGUGUUUCAUCUGCUCCCUGACAGUUUGUGUGGCAUUUUGGAUGCCCAGGAUAAGACUGUUUGCUGAGCAAGAAAUAAUUAUUUAUUUUAUCCUUUAUUUAACCUGGCGAGUCAGUUAACCCGAGUCAAUUUGCAUGAAAUCAAAUUGGCAUAAUAAAAACACCUUUUGUUUCGUCAACAAUUAUUCUUUUUGGGAUACCUGAAGGGGUCCUAAAAUUAGAAAUGCAAUAUCUAAAUGAUCCUUGGUAUGACCAUCUUAAAACAAUUCGAUAUGUUAGCUUAGUAGAAAUCCCCCCCCCCCCCCCCCCCCCCGUAAUGUGAGUAAAUAAUGCUGAAUAAUCACUUGUGAUGCAGGUGUUGAAAUGGAAUUUCCAGACCCCUCGAGAUGAGUAUGUGGACCAGUUGAAAACUCAGAUGUCUACCUGCUUCGCCAGGUGGCUCCAGGACGAACUCUUCCACGCUUCUGACUUCCAACGCCAGGUGAAGGCUAUUGGGGUCAUGGGAGAGGUAAGAUCCCCACAGGAGACAGCAAAACACAUGUAUGAUUAGAUAGAGCCCUUGGUGAGUCUCUUUCUUUUUUAUUUAUACAGGUUUGUGUUAUUGAGAUGAUCUCUUUUGCAAUAAAAACCUAUACUCUGAAGAGUGAAAAUAAUUAUAAUAUCAAAUCUUAUUUUUAGUUUAUUUUAGAAAAAGAAGUACCCUGUUUCUUCAGUUUUGCCUUUUGCCUCCAGCACUUUCUCAAAUCAGCUAAUGGUGUGUGGUAGAGUCUGACUAUUACCUACAAGUUUAUUUUAGAAUAAAACCAUUAGUGUUUUUUUUAAACCUAAGGGAGUUUUUUUACUUGACUGACUACAAUGUUAUUUUUACACUGUCUAGCGUAUGGAGGAUGAGCUUGAGGGCACAGUCAGCUGCUUGGACCUGAUCCUGAAGUGGUUCACGCUGCGUUUCUUUGAGACCAACAGCACUGUGCUGAUGAAAGUUCUGGAGUACCUCAAGCUGCUCUUCCCCAUGCUGAGCAGAGAGAACUACCACCUUAACGAAUACGAGGCUUCCUCCUUCAUCCCCUACCUCAUCCUCAAAGUAAGUCACCUCCAUCCACUAUCUCAUUCCAAAAUCAUGGGCAUUAAUAUGGAGUUGGUUCCUCCUUUGCUGCUAUAACAGUCUCUGCGCUUCUGGGAAGGCUUUCCACUAGAUGUUGGAACAUUGCUGCGGGGACUUGCUUCCAUUCAGCCACAAGAGCAUUAGUGAGGUCUGGCAUUGAUGUUGGGUGAUUAGGCCUGGCUCGCAGUCGGCGUUCCAAUUUAUCCCAAAGGUGUUCGAUGGGGUUGAGGUCAGGGCUCUGCACAGGCAAGUCAAGUUCUUCCACACUGAUCUUGAAAACAAUCUCUGUACCUCGCUUUGUGCAUGGGGGCAUUGUCAUGCUAAAACAGGAACUUCCCCAAACUGUUGCCACAAAGUUGGAAGUACAGAAUCGUCUAGAAUGUCAUUGUAUGCUGUAGCUUUAAGAUUUCCCUUCACUGGAACUAGGGGGCCUAGCACAAACCAUGAAAAACAGCCCCAGACCAUUAUUCCUCCUCGACCAAACUUUACAGUUGGCACUAUGCACCAAACCCAGGUUCGUCCAUCGGACUGCCAGAUGGUGAAGCGUGAUUCAUCACUCCAGAGAACGCGUUUCCACUGCUCCAUUGUCCAAUGGCGGCAAGCUUUACACCACUCCAGCCAACACUUGGCAUUGCGCAUGGUGAUCUUAGACUUGUGUGCGGAUGCUCGGCCAUGGAAACCCAUUUCAUGAAGCUCCCGACGAACAGUUCUUGUGCUGGUGUUGCUUCUGGAGGUGGUUUGGAACUCUGUAGUGAAUGUUGCAACCGAGGACAGGCUAAUAGUUUUAUGUUAUUAUGCGCUAGGUGCUUCAGCACUCGGCAUUCCAGUUCUGUGAGCUUGUGUGGCCUACCACUUCGCUGCUGAGCCGUUGUUGCUCCUAGACGUUUCCACUUCACAAUAACAGCACUUACAGUUGACCGGGGCAGCUCUAGCAGGGCAGAAAUUUUACAAACUGACUUGUUGGAAAGGUGGCAUCCUAUGACGGUGCCACGUUGAAAGUCACUGAGUUCUUCAGUAAGGCCAUUCUAAUGCCAAUGUUUGUCUAUAGAGAUUGCAUGGCUGUGUGCUGGAUUUUAUACACCUGUCAGCAACGGGUGUGGCUGAAAUAGCCGAAUCGACUAAUUUGAAGGGGUGUCCACAUACUUUUGUGUAUAUAUAGUGUAAGUCACCUCCAUCCCCAACCUCAUCCUCAAACUAUGUCACCUUAUCCUUCAUCCCCUACCUCAUCCUCAAAGUCACCUCUACCUCCACCCAGACCAGGGUUCAAAUUUAUAUCUGAAGUCUUUCAAAUACUUGGCACUCCAGGGAGACUCAAGCAAAUGUUCAAAGUAUUACAAUUAUUUCAGAUACUAUUUGAACCUAGGUCUGGGACCAACACACUCUCCAUGUGGUGUGGUCUCUGUUUAUAGAAAGCUGUGUGACAUCCUUUUUUCACCUGACAGGUUGGGGAAUCGAAGGAUGUGGUGCGUAAAGAUGUGCGUGCCAUCUUCACCAUGCUUUGUAAGGUCUACCCCGCCAGCAAAGUCUUCCCUUUUCUCAUGGAUGGGACCAAGUCCAAGAACUCCAAACAAAGAGCUGGUAAGACCAAGUGGGCUAAGGCUAGAAUAAAGGAGGAGAUAAUACAAUUCAUUGCAUUGUCAAAUCUUAUAUUCAUUGUAGUAAUAAUAAUACAUGGGACUUAUAAAGCGCUUUUCAAGGACCCAAAGUCGCUUAAAGGGGAAGUUUACCCAAAGGGGAAGUUUAUCCCAAAAUCCAGAAACUCCCAAGUAAUUCCAUACAUUGAAACUAGUUCUGUGGAGUUUGCCCUCUCCCCUUCUCUCUCUCUUGAGUGCAGAACUGCGACGUCUGCAAAAACGGGUCACGUGACAUGUGAUGUUACUGGAUGCAGGCCUCACUCUGCUCCGUUGUCAGUGAAUGCGUGAUUCACAAAUUCAUAAGUAAGCGUAAUGCCGAAUUUGCUAUUUUUGUCAAAAGUACCAUCGGUUUUGAUUUAAAAUGUAUACUUUUCCACCUAAAAUAUUUGUGAGUAUUUUAUAUCAUUAUUUUAUGUAGCAGACUGUCACAGCAGCGGAGAUGGGUAACAACUGCGCAUGCUACGUAGAAAUGUCACAAUAUGCCCUUAUAUGGAGCUUGAUGUCACAGAUUCAAGUUCGUUUCGGGGGGUAGAAGUAGUGAGGAUACAAUUUUUUAUUUUUUUUACAACCAAGAACAUGUCUGACGAAAGACUCGCGAGUGAGGAGGAAGAGUAGCCUACUGGAGGGGCGUCGAUGUUGUCAAACCUUAUUUAUUUGAGUCAGAGUAGCCACUGUUUUAGAAACCGAGGCCGCAGCAGCAGCUGGACAAGAGCCCCAGCCCAGGAUCAACACAGACUGGUGGUGGAGUUGUGGCAAUUGCGCUCCAAUGCCGACCAAUGAGGAAGGUUUGUGCUGCAGAGAAUUCAAAUAUGUGACUAGAAUUCUUACAGACGUGGAGGAACUUAUUAAUGAUGAGGAGCAGUUAGUUUGCUUUUGCGACCACAGGGAUUUUGCUGCCCACGAAAACUGGUGUCCUGGACAAAAAUUCUGUAAUUUCAAAAAGGAAUUGGAGAGACAACCCUGUUCCAGCUGCGCCAAAUGGACAGUUAUCCAAACGAGGAAGUAGCUAAACUUUACUUUAUUGAGUGAACGCUUAUCAUAAACCUCUGAACAGGACCGUUAGUGGGUUUAUGGUUUCACAUUAUCCUAUGUUUGUUUAUUUAUUUAUUCAUAUAUAUAUAUAUAUAUAUAUAUAUAUAUAUAUAUAUAUACUGCAAUGUAAGGUGACACAAUGUCUAUUGUCUCCUCAACCCCCCUUGUCAUAAAUACAUAGGGCACAUAUGCUAACCUGUAUUGCACCUAGGCCUAUAUGUCUCCAUGAUAUGGUGCAACGGUAAUAAGAACACCUUGAACUUCAAGGAUCAGGUUAGGCUACAUACUGUACCUCCGUAUGCUUCCUUUGUCGCUUUCUCUUCUGAAACGCACUGCGCCAGAUCCUGUCCAUGGAAAUACAGUAGCAACAGUUGUAUCUUUUGGUAUCCUUUGGUUUUCUGACCCCGUAAUUUCAGAUUGCAUAUCUCGUUCAUAUGCAUUGACAUCAAGCUCCAUAUAAGGGCGUAUGAGCAGGGUUUCCCCCACGAGGGCGCUCAUGCGCAGUUGUCACCCAUUUCUGCUGCUGUGACAGUCUGCUACAUAAAAUAAUCACAAAUGUUUUAGGUGGAAAAGUACACUUUUCCUGACUCAAAAUUAGCUAAUUCGGCCGUACGCUUUCAAUAACACAAUGAAUUUGACCACAGAUGGCGCAUUUGUGAAUCAUGUAUUCACUGACAACGGAGCAGAGUGAGGCCUGCAUCCAGCAACGUCACGAGGCACAUGACCCAUUUUUGCAGCUGUCUCAGUUCUGCAAUCCAUGGAGGGGGAGAGGGCGACCUCCACUGAACUAGUUUCAAUGUAUGGAAUCACUUGGGAGUUUCUAGAUUUUGGGUAAACUUCUCCUUUAAGGGUAGGCCUUGUCAAAGAGGUGGGGCUUUAGGAGGGACUGAAAGUGGGUGAUGGACUCAGAGUCAUGGACGGCUGGAGGGAGGGCGUUCCAGAGCCUAAGAGCAACCCUGGAGAAGGCCCUGGAGCUUGGACCUGGGGAUGACAAGGUGGCCUGCUGUGGUGGAACGAGUGCGCGUAUGGGUUGGUAGGGGAGAAGGUCUGAGAGGUAAGGGUGGUGAAGGGCUUUGUAGGUCAGAAGCAGGAUCUUGUAAUCAAUGUGUUGGGAACCAGUGGAGUUCAAGGAGGACAAGGGUGAUGUGCUGCUAGGACUUAGUGUGGGUGAGGAGUCGGGCUGCAGUUUUGAACCAUUUGGAGCUUCUGGAGGGAGCUUGAGUUGAUGCCUGAGAGUAGUGAGUUGCAGUAGUCAAGAUGGGAGGAGAUUAAUGCAUGUAUGUGGGUUUCAGCGGGAGGACGGGAGGACCUGACUUUGGCAAUGUUGCGAGGUGGAAGAGGAUUUGACAGUCUGUCUUUUGUGGUGGUCAAAGGAGUGGGUGGAAUCCAGGAUGACCCCAAGGUUGCUUGCAUUGAGGGAGGAAGAGACAGUUGUCGUCAAUGGUGAGAGUAAAGUUGCGAGCUUUGGUGAGGGUGGAUUUGGUACCUAUGAGGAGUUCCAUUUUAUCACUUGAGCUUGAGGAAGUUUUGUUGCAUCCAUGUUUUUAUUGCAGAGGCGGGAUUCAAUGUGGGUUGAGGAGGGAUUUGGUGCUGAGGUAGAUCUGGGUAUCAUCGGCAUAGCAGUGGAAGUCGAGGUUGAAGUGACUGAGGAUCUAACCAAGGGGGAAGGAUGUAGAUGAUGAGUAAGGGACCCAGUACAGAGUCCUGGGGGACACCCUGUGUAACUGCAGCUGAGUUUGAGGUGUGGCCAUUGAGGCAGAUGUAGUGUAGUGGGUCCGGUUUGUGAGGUAUAAGUGUAGCCAGGAGAGUGCGGUGCCCUCAACACCCAGACCCUCAUGCCUGGUGAGGAGGAUCUGAUGGCUCACUGUGUCAAAAGCGGCACUCACGUCGAGGAGAAUCAGGAUGUAGAGGGAACCAGCAUCAGCGGAGGUGAGGAGGUCAUUGAUAACUUUAGGAGUGCAGAUUCAGUAGUGUGGAGGGGCGGAAACCAGACUGGAGGGGAUUGAAUAUGUUGUGGGUUUGUAAUUGGGAGGCAACAGUCCGUUCCUUGACAAGGAAAUGGGGUGGAAGUUAUUGAGAAGGGUGGUGUCCAGUCUUGGCUUUUUUAAGAUGGUGGGGACUGUUCCGUUGACGUUGUGUGUGAUAUAUGGACAGAGAGCAUGCAGGCAGGCUUUGAUGAGAACAGUGGGGAGAGGAUCCAGGGAGCAAGUUGUAGUCUUGGAUGACAUUACUUUUGAGAUGUAUGGAGAGUCAAUGGGGGGUGAAUUCAGAGAGCCGGGUCUCAGCAGUGGCGGUUGACGGGGAGGGGCGGCUGAGGGAGAUUGAUCAGUCAGUGAUGAGUUUAUUUUAGUGAACUUGUCUUUGAAAAACUGAAGGAAGGAGUUGCGGAGUUCAGUGGAGGGAGUAGAGAAGGUGUCGUUACGGUGUUGAAGUCAUUUGCUGACAGGGGGAACAGAGUCCGGGAGUUCUUAUUGGAGCUGUUGAUGAUGUUGGAGAAGUAGGCGGACCUGGCAGCACUGAGGGCAUCUCUGGAGGCGGAGGUUGUAGGCCUCAGCGUGGACAGUGAGCCCAGACUUCCUGCUCAGGCGCUCCAGGCGGCAGCCAGCUUGCUUCAGGGCGUGGAGCUCAGGGAUAAAUAAGGGGAGGAGAAGGGAACAGGUUUAGUUUGGAGGGGGGCCAGAUAGCUGAGAGAAACUGAGCAGUGUUGAAUUGGGCAGCUAGCUCAUAAGGUGAGUUGGGGGGCGUGGUCAAGGGGCAGGUCAGAGCACAUGGCAUCAGAGCGUUGGAGGGGGUCAACAGCUUUGAUGUUGCGGAAGGAGAUGAGGCGUUUGUCAGUGUUGUGGGGUGAGUAUGAGGGAAGAGGGACAUUUAAGGAUCUUGUGGUCAGACUGUAGGAACAGGGAAGGGGAAAUAUUAGUUAGGUUGACGCCAAAAGAGCAGACGAGAUGUGUAUGUGUCCCUUGAUGUGAGUGGGAAAAUUGACAUGUUGGGUAAUAUUGAAACAGAACAGCAAUGAAAUCCGAGACAAGUUUUGAUUUUGAGUCCAUGUGAAUAUUCAUAUCGCCAAGCAACAGUAACAGGGGGAGAGUAAGAACCUUCAGGCCUUCUGUUGAGUGUAAACUUCCUGUGCUUCAAUAUCCUUAUUUGUAUCUCCUCGUUGUGGCACGAACCAACCAUUCUCUCCCUGUAUUCCCCUAGAAUGUCUUGAGGAGCUAGGCUGUCUGAUAGAGAACUAUGGGAUGAACGUCUGUCAGCCAACACCAGCCAAAUCCCUGAAAGAGAUCGCUGUUCACAUCGGAGACAGGGACAAUUCAGUACGCAAUGCUGCCCUCAACACAGUGGUGGCUGUGUACAAUGUCUGUGGGGACCAAGUCUACAAACUCAUUGGCAAUGUAAGAUACUCCUACUACUACAAUGUACUGUAAUAUAAACUGCAAUAGAGGGUAUGUCACAAAGCAGGAUCAAUGAGUUAGCCAGCAAACUAGCAUAAAUGUUCAGAAAUGAAUACAUUUAAGUCCUGUGUAGCUCAGUUGGUAGAGCAUGGUGCUUGCAACGCCAGGGUUGUGGGUUCGAUUCCCACGGGGGGGCCAGUAUGAAAACUGUAUGCACUCACUUAACUGUAAGUCGCUCUGGAUAAGAGCGUCUGCUAAAUGACUAAAAUGUCAAUUUUAAAAGAUAUGCUUGAAAUGGCCAUGGACUGUUUCAACCAACAACCCAUAGUCAACUUUCACUUUAUUAAUGAACCAGGAAAUGUGAAUGUUUAUUCAAGUUGGCUAACGUAGUAUCCUGCUAUGGACUAUACGCCUCUGGAGAUGUCAUCUCCGGUGUUUAUCUCAAACAUCCUUUGUCUGUCUUUUGCAGCUGUCUGAGAAGGAGAUGAGUAUGUUAGAGGAGAGGGUCAAGCGCUCGGCUAAGAAGACCCCAGCAGCAGCCCCACCACCCACCAGACAGACUGCAGAGAGAGAGAGGCCCCAGAGAGAACACCCCUCCAACCCCAAUGCUACCUUCAUGAGGAAGCCUGCUCAGCCACCUCAGGAGGAAGUGCCCAACAAGCUCAAGUAUGGGAUUGGUCAAAUCCCUGACCUAGUGCCUCCUCAACUACCUACCAAAGCAUGGCUCUCUAUUCUAACAGAUCUAUGGUGUUUUUACUUUAGUCUGGUGAUCUAGUAGUUACAAGUGCCACUGUACUUUACUCACAUUCAUGGCAAAGAAAUUCUGUCCAUGCCUUAAGACCUUACCUACAAACCCUCGUAAGGAUAAACCCUUUAUGUUCCUCCUCAAUGUCAGUCUUUUACUCUUUUCACACUGAUGUGAUGAGCCGAACCGUGCUGAGCUCUACUGCACUGACCUGGUUACGCAUCCAUCAUACAUACCGGAACAAUGCUUGAACAACAAUGUGAAAGAAAAAAUAUCUGAGCCAGCACAGUAUAGAUUAAAAAAUCUUACUUUUUCGCCAGAGGGAAAUUUGUUUGCACGGUUUGGGUUGGCACGAUGGUGUGAAAAGAGUAUUUGUGUAUUCUUUCCUUCUCAAUUUUCUAACCUCUGUUGGUUUCAUUGCAUGGUGUGCGGUCUGUUAAUGCUGAGCCUCUCUUAUCCUUUAUAAUUGCUCUUCUCUUAUCGCUGCUCUGCUCUCCAUGGACAGAAUAAUGUAUCGCACUUAUAGGAUGUGAGUACCGCCGUGCCUCUCCCAGACAGUGUGCACUCUGCUCUCCUCCAGAAGCACUCAGGAUGGGGAUGUGAUGUAGAUUAAUCUAAACGUAACACUCACCAGUCUAAACUAAGUAGUUCAGUUUAUGUCUCCUCCCCCCUAGGGCUGUUGCGGUGACCGUAUUACCGCCACACCGGCAGUCACGAGUCAAGAAGGCAGUACAUUUCCACGUGACUGUUUAGUCACGGUAAUUAGGCUUCUCCAAGCUCUAAUGCUGUUGAUGGUCAUUUGUAGCCUACCAAAUGUGCUAACUGCCUGGUACUCAGCACUCUAUUGUCCCUCUAAUCAAACACUUAAUGACAGCCCAUGAGCUCAUGUUGCGCAACAUUUCUAUAGGCUAUGCAGUUGCGUGAGAAAACAGAGUGAUGGCCUCUAUUAAAAAGAGGAUCCCAUCAGCUUUCUAUAGGCUAGGCCUACUAUAUUUAUUUCUCAACUUUCCUAAUAUUAAACACAUUGCUUAUCUUUACAACAGGAGUAUAGCCUAUCUGGCUGGCAUGAAAAUGAACCACAGGAAAAGCGUCCUCCUUUCGCUAUUUAAGUGUAUAGAUUACAUGUAUUUUUUCCCGCUGCCCCUGUUUCAAGACAGGUGCAUGAUGAUGGUCCGUUCUAAAUCAAAACGAAUUUCACACAUAUAUUAUUUAGUAUACGUAAAGACAAGAUUAAAUCGAGAAUAGUCUGAUGGGUGACAAGAUUAGCUUAUCAUGUGAAUUAUAUAUUGUCACUUGUGAAUGAUGCCCAGCUUAAGGCAAAUCAUAGUCGCACACCACAUGUAGCCUAGCCGCACACCACAUGUAGCCUAGCCACACACCACAUGUAGCCUAGCCACACACCACAUGUAGCCUAGCCCAUGGGCCUAUAUGUUUUGAUAAGGUUUGUUUCAAAAUCCACUUUACAACGGGUGUAGAGCCUAACUGGCAUACAUAUUGUAUGCAGCGCGUGAGUUUCAAGUUUGGGGAAGAUCAUUUUCACCAUAAAAAUGCACCUUUUUAUAAUAAAAGCAUUACAUGCAUAAUCUCAUUUGUGGUCACUUUUGAUAAAUGGUGUUUUCCCGCUAAUGGAACAUUCACGCUUAUAACCUACUGCCGUGUGCGCAUUGCUGCGCUUAUAAUGUGAAGAAAUAGCCUAAUUGCGUCAGCCUCAUUGUGUUAAAAGUUUUUUUGAUGCUAGUGGUUGUAUUAAUUUGGGAUCUAUCACAUCCCACAACUGUCCCAGACUAUGGUUGGAAUAUUUAUUUCUCGCACAGAAUAGAAUAGGUCGACUUUUCAAAUCGUUUGGAGAAAAUAUCCUUUCUAUUUUAUUCAGCUUUGUUCAAUUGUAUUCUUCAUACUAUAAAAUAAUGCCACGGAAUUAUAAGCAAAUCUUGUCUGCUAAAUGAACUAGUGUAGCCCACAGCCAUAUGGCAUAGCCAGAUCACAACCUAACAUAAGGACAACUCAGAGUAUGCUAUUCUGUUCUUCUGAAAUAGACUACAUUUUCUUCAUAUCAUGUUUCUUUGACCUGUCUAAAAUAAAUAAUGGAUUUAUUGUGAAGAUGUAGGCUAUAUUACAUGGAUUUAUUAGACUUUUUUUAAAUGUAGAUGUUCCAAAGGUCUGCAUCAGCGGCUUGUAGGCUAUGCAUGGCAGCCAGGAGAUGCAAAAUGUGUUUGUUAAUUAAUGGUCAAUUACCGUGAGACCGGCAGUUAUUUGCUUGACAAUCACCGGCUGACUAAAUUUCAUGACCGCCACAGCCCUAUCCCCCCGCCACAGCCCUACUCCCCCUCCUCGUCGUCGUCCAGUGUUAAUGGCAACCUUCCAGUGUCCAUACUAGAAAACCACUUAGAGUGAAGCAAUGUAUUACUCAGCCAUUCUAAGUAGUAUUCUGGUGCGGGUAUAUUGGAACAGAGAUAAUGUGUGCCUACCUGUCUGUCUGUGUUGGUUUCGAUGACAUGGUUCUGAAUGAUCCUCUUCUGUCCUCCCCACAGCCAAGCGCGGGCUCAGAACGCUAUACGGGAACACUCGCACCCGUCCAUCCCCAAGGAGUUUCAGCUGGAUCUGGACAUGAUUGAGAACGACCACACACGGGUCAGUGAGCUGCCCGACCUGGUCCAACACAAACUGGACGAACUGCUGGAGCCCAUCAUGAUGCCAGAGCCCAAGUGAGUGUCUGUCUGACCUGACCCAAACUUUAUACCAAACUUUCCCAAGUCUUAGACCAACGCUGCCUGGCUGGCCUGAACUUCCAUUUCAGUCUUUUUUACAUUAGUUCUGAAAUAGCAGAGUGAUGAAUAGUUGAGUGAUGAACUACACUUUUAACAUGUGGAUACACAACUAACCUGUCCAAGCAUUAUACCAACACUGGCUGGGAGGGAUGUGCAUUGAUCUACUGUAGAACCGUUUUGAAUUUCUAAAAUCCAAGAGACUUGUGAUGGUCGUGGCAUCACAAGACUAACGACAGUGAGUGGUUAUGUAAUUAGUUGUGUGUGUGUGUGUGUGUGUUUCCCCAGGAUCCGCUCUCUCUCGCCCCACUUUGAUGAUCUUCACAACAGCACCGCUUCCACCAUCAACUUUGUCAUUUCCCAGGUGGCCAGUGGAGACAUCAACACCAGCAUACAGGCUCUGGCACAGGUUGGUACAUCACUGUAGUAUAGGCUGAAAAAGAGGUUAGGGAACAUCAAGCCUCGAUUUCCGUCUUCCAAUAGUCGAGUGAAGGGGACUUGGAAGUCUGGAAAUGGGAGACUAGGGAACAUCGAACUCCGACCUAUCUAACUACAGUACUCUGCUCUAGUUAGAGAAGAGGGCAAGCAGUGGACAGUGUCUCUCUGCGUAUUAACCUCUGUAUCCCCUUCCCCCAAGAUUGAUGAGGUGUUGAGGCAGGAGGACAAGGCGGUGGCCAUGUCAGGUCACAUCGACCAGUUCCUCAUCGCCACCUUCAUGCAGCUGCGUCCUCAUUUACAACACACACAUGGCCGACGACCGCCUCGACAAGAAGGACAUCUUCAAGCUCUACAGCUGCAUCAUCGGCAACAUGCUCUCAGUGAGUAGUGACUACACAUUCACACCACUAGGGGGGGCGAUACUGGUCUGUUUGAAAGAGUUGGCUCAAUCUCUACAUUUACAUUUACAUUUUAGUCAUUUAGCAGAUGCUCUUAUCCAGAGCGACUUACAGUUAGUGAGUGCAUACAUUUUCUUUCAUACUUGGACAUUCAGACCACAAUCUCACCACACUGUCAUAACCAUAACGUCAUCAGGCUAUGUCACUAUGGUGAGGUAACAGCGUGACGGUGGUGACUCAGAGAGGUCGUGAAGGUGAUGACGUACCGGGAUCUGUCCUUUGCCAAUGAUGCGGUCGGUGCUGUCUCCGUCCUCUUUGUUCUGCUUGGUCUUGUUGUAGCUCUUCUCAUAACACAGCAGCCUCCAGGUCUAUCUCAAACUCCUCGUUCCAAGAGGUUUUGUUUUAACAUCUAAAACCAGAAUAUUUUCACAGUGUAUCAAGGUGGAGAUCUCUUUCUAGAGUAACAUUAAAAGAGACAGUUGUUGUAUUUUUUUGUAUUUUUGAUUUGACCAAACUCUUUUUAGCCAAGCACACCGGAGUAUGCUUAGUAGACCGUUGUGGACAUCUGUAACACUGACAGGUGUGUGUGUGUCUCCUGUGUACUGUAGUUGUUCUCUAUGGAGAGCCUGGCGCGAGAGGCGUCUAUGGGGGUUCUAAAGGACCUGAUGCACGGUCUGAUCACGCUGAUGCUGGAUGCCCGGGUGGAGGACAUCGAGGACGGACAGCAGCUCAUCCGCUCCGUCAACCUGCUGGUGGUCAGAGUACUGGAGAAGUCUGACCAGACCAACAUCCUCAGGUCAGAACUUUGACUUUAUUACAUUUAGUUUUACGGGGACAGUGCACAUGAAUCAACAUUACUGUAAAUGCCUUGUCCUGAGAAAUGUUAGCAAUGAUGGCUCAUGUACUUCAGAGAACCUCUCUAAGCACAGAGCAGGAGAAUGCACCCUGGCUAAGGAUGAUGGAGAUUAAGACAUUUCCAGAAUACUGUAUAUAGUAUCUCUUUUUCUCUCCUCCCAGUGCUCUUCUAGUGCUGCUACAUGACAGCCUUACCACCUCAUCAGGGUCUCCCAUGUUCUCUGAACUGGUCAUGAAGGUAUCACUAUUUCAUUUGUUAUGGGAGUGUUUACUUUUAUCUGUGCAUGAUAUGUAUGGUGUUUGCACAUGAGCUAGUCAGAUGUGUAUUCCCUGUUCUUUGGGAUAUUUUACCUUUUUUAGCUAAAAAAAUUUAAAAGAUUACCUAUUUCCAAUCCAAAUCAUUAUAAAUAAUUAUUUUGAGGCUCAAUUAACAAUUUAAAUGUAAUAUAUUUAACCCCCUGGUUCUCUCUCUCUCUAGUGCCUGUGGCGUAUGAUCCGGUUCCUGCCAGAGACCAUCAACAGCAUCAACCUGGACCGCAUCCUGUUGGAUGUCCACAACUUCAUGAAGGUGUUCCCCAAGGAGAAACUGAAGCAGCUGAAGUCUGACGUGCCCCACAGGACUCUCAAGACCCUGCUGCACACACUGUGUAAACUCACUGGAGCCAAAGUACGUACUAUACAUACCCAAACCUCAUUCACAUCCAAUAAUAUAUAUAAUAAUAUAAUAUGCCAUUUAGCAGACGCUUUUAUCCAAAGCGACUUACAGUCAUUCGUGCAUAAUUUUUUUUUUUUUUGGUGUGUGUAUGGGUGGUCGUAUUUUAUGUACGCAGAUGAAUUUCCCCUUGAGGGAGAAUAAAGUUCUAUUGAAUUGAACCACCUUACCAUUAUUUAUGGGGUACUAUUCAGUGGUGCUUAUUUGUCCGGAGAUGCUGUCUAUUUUCUGUGGUUUUGAUUAAGGAGACCAUAGUGAGGCCGUUGUUGUUUUGACCAUGUUUCUUUGCUGUGUCUAGAUCCUGGACCACAUGUCCAUGAUAGAGAACAGGAAUGAUUCUGAGCUGGAGGCCCACCUGAGACGAGUGGUCAAACACUCUGGAAACUUCUCUGGCAUGAAGUCUGACCGGGGCACAGAGAAAGGACAGGUACGUUCAGUUAAUCCAACCUCUAAUCACUUGAUUCAUUUAACAUCGUUCAAGUGAAUACACUGCUUUUAAAAUAGUUGUGGAUAACACAAGGUUUUUACAACAUGUCUGCAGUGCAACAUGAGUCCACUUCCAUAAUAGCAUAAUGUAUCCUUACUUCUUCCAGGAUGACAAGAUGUCUAAAGCUAAAGUGAGUGACAUCCUCUCUGAGAUCUUCAAGAAGAUUGGCUCCAAGGAAAACACAAAAGAGGUGAUUAUUUUCUUUGUUUCCUUGGUCGUUCAUGUAUUCAUACCUUCAUUUUAUGAUUUGCACCCUCUUGUUAAGGUCGUAAUUGUAAAAGAUAGUGUUAAUUUACAGUACCAAUCCAGAAUUGUGAGUGAGUUAACUGUUUGUUGUGUCCCCAGGGCCUGACUGAGCUAUAUGAGUAUAAACAGAAUUACUCAGACACUGACCUGGAGCCCUUCCUGAGGAACACGUCUCAGUUCUUCCAGAGCUACGUGGAGAGAGGCCUCCGCAUGAUCGAGUCUGAGAGAGAGGGCAAAGGCAGGAUCCAGACUUGUAGCACAGGUACUAACCCUGCAAGAUUUAAAGAGGAAUUCCACUCAAUAGUUUAAAUGUGAAGUUGUGUUAUUUGCCUUGUAAUAUUUGAUCUGAUAUGACUGUCUACUAUGUGUCUAACCCAGAGAUUUUGUCAUAAUCUGUAGCAGAGUAAUAGGGAAUGCAAUCCUGAUAUCAGCUCUGGUACUUUGGUAUAAGCAGUGUUAGUAUUGUUUGAAUGACUAUUGAGGUUUACUAGUUGCAAUCUACUGUAUGUACAGUGCAUUGGGAAAGUAUUCAGACACCUUCCCUUUUUCCACAUUUUGUUACAUUACAGCCUUAUUCUAAAAUGGAUUAAAUAAAAAAAAUUCCUCAUCAAUCUACAGACAAUACGCCAUAAUGACAAAGCGAAAACAGGUUUUUAGAAAUGUUUGCACAUUUAUUAAAAAUAAAAAACAGAUAUAUACAUAAGUAUUCAGACCCUUUGCUAUGACACUCAAAAUUGGGCUCAGGUGCAUCCUGUUUCCAUUGAUCAUCCUUGAUGUUUCUACAACUUGAUUGGUGUCCACCUGUGGUAAAUUCAAUUGAUUGGACAGGAUUUGGAAAGGCACACACCUGUCUAUACAGUGAGGGAAAAAAGUAUUUGAUCCCCUGCUGAUUUUGUAAGUUUGCCCACUGACAAAGAAAUGAUCAGUCUAUAAUUUUAAUGGUAGGUUUAUUUGAACAGUGAGAGACAGAAUAACAACAAACAAAUCCAGAAAAACGCAUGUCAAAAAUGUUAUAAAUUGAUUUGCAUUUUAAUGAGGGAAAUAAGUAUUUGACCCCCUCUCAAUAAGAAAGAUUUCUGGCACCCAGGUGUCUUUUAUACAGGUAACGAGCUGAGAUUAGGAGCACACUCUUAAAGGGAGUGCUCCUAAUCUCAGUUUGUUACCUGUAUAAAAGACACCUGUCCACAGAAGCAAUCAAUCAAUCAGAUUCCAAACUCUCCACCAUGGCCAAGACCAAAGAGCUCUCCAAGGAUGUCAGGGACAAGAUUGUAGACCUACACAAGGCUGGAAUGGGCUACAAGACCAUCGCCAAGCAGCUUGGUGAGAAGGUGACAACAGUUGGUGCGAUUAUUCGCAAAUGGAAAAACCACAAAAUAACUGUAAAUCUCCCUCGGCCUGGGGCUCCAUGCAAGAUCUCACCUCGUGGAGUUGCAAUGAUCAUGAGAACGGUGAGGAAUCAGCCCAGAACCACACAGGAGGAUCUUGUCAAUGAUCUCAAGGCAGCUGGGACCAUAGUCACCAAGAAAACAAUUGGUAACACACUACGCUGUGAAGGACUGAAAUCCUGCUGCGCCCGCAAGGUCCCCCUGCUCAAGAAAGCACAUAUACAGGCCUGUCUGAAAUUUGCCAAUGAACAUCUGAAUGAUUCAGAGGAGAACUGAGGGAAAGUGUUGUGGUCAGAUGAGACCAAAAUUGAGCUCUUUGGCAUCAACUCAACUCGCCGUGUUUGGAGGAGGAGGAAUGCUGCCUAUGACCCCAAGAACACCAUCCCCACCGUCAAACAUGGAGGUGGAAACAUUAUGCUUUGGGGGUGUUUUUCUGCUAAGGGGACAGGACAACUUCACCGCAUCAAAGGGACGAUGGACGGGGCCAUGUACCGUCAAAUCUUGGGUGAGAACCUCCUUCCCUCAGCCAGGGCAUUGAAAAUGGGUCGUGGAUGGGUAUUCCAGCAUGACAAUGACCCAAAACACACGGCCAAGGCAACAAAGGAGUGGCUCAAGAAGAAGCACAUUAUUGUCCUGGAGUGGCCUAGCCAGUCUCCAGACCUUAAUCCCAUAGAAAAUCUGUGGAAGGAGCUGAAGGUUCGAGUUGCCAAACGUCAGCCUCGAAACCUUAAUGACUUGGAGAAAAUCUGCAAAGAGGAGUGGGACAAAAUCCCUCAUGAGAUGUGUGCAAACCUGGUGGCCAACUACAAGAAAUGUCUGACCUCUGUGAUUGCAAACAAGGGUUUUGCCACCAAGUACUAAGUCAUGUUUUGCAGAGGGGUCAAAUACUUAUUUCCCUCAUUAAAAUGCAAAUCAAUUUAUAACAUUUUUGACAUGCGUUUUUCUGGAUUUUGUUGUUAUUCUGUCUCGCACUGUUUCAAAUUAACCUACCAUUAAAAUUAUAGACUGAUCAUGUCUUUGUCAGUGGGCAAACGUACAAAAUCAGAAGGGGAUCAAAUCCUUUUUUCCCUCACUGUAUAAGGUCCCACAGUUGACAGCGCAUGUCAGAGCAAAAACCAAGCCAUGAGGUCGAAGACAUGAUUUUGUCGAGGCACAGAGCUGGGGAAGGGCACCAAAAAAUGUCUGCAGCAUUGAAGGUCCCCAAGAACACAGUGGCCUCCAUCAUUCUUAAAUGGAAGAAGUUUGGACCACCAAGACUCUUCCUAGAGCAAUUGGGGGAGAAGGUCCUUGGUCAGGGAGGUGACCAAGAACCCGAUGGUCACUCUGACAGAGCUCCAGUUCCUCUGUAGAGAUGGGAGAACCUUCCAGAAGGACAACCAUCUCUGCAGCACUCCACCAAUCAGGCUUUUAUGGUAGAGUGGCCAGACAGAAGCCACUCCUCAGUAAAAGGCAGAUGACAGCCCGCUUGGAGUUUGCCAAAAGGCACCUAAAGACUCUCAGACCAUGAGAAACAAGAUUAUCUGGUCUGAUAACCAAGAUUGAACUCUUUGGCCUGUAUGCCAAGCGUCACGUCUGGAGGAAACAUGGCACCAUCCCUAUCGUGAAGCAUGGCAGCAUCAUGCUGUGGGGAUGUUUUUCAGCGGCAGGGACUGGGAGACUAGUCAGGAUCGAGGGAAAGAUGAACGGCGCAAAGUACAGAGAGGUCCUUGAUGAAAACCUUCUCCAGAGCACUCAGGACCUCAGACUGGGGCGAAGGUUUACCUUCCAACAGGACAACGACUCUAAGCACACAGCCAAGACAACGCAGGAGUGGCUUCGGGACAAGUCUCUGAAUGUCCUUGAGUGGCCCAGCCAGAGCCCGGACUUGAACCCGAUCGGACAUCUCUGGAGAGACCUGAAAAUAGCUGUGCAGCGACAAUCCCCAUCCAACCUGACAGAGCUUGAGGUUCUGCAGAGAAGAAUGGGAGAAACUCCCCAAAUACAGAUGUGCCAAGCUUGUAACGUCAUACCCAAGAAGAUUUGAGACUGUAAUCGCUGCCAAAGGUGCUUCAACAAAGUACUGAUUAAAGGGUCUGAAUACUUAUGUAAAUGUGAUGUUUUUUAUUUUUAAUACAUUUGCAAAAAAUUCUAAAAACCUGUUUUUGCUUUGUCAUUAUGGGGUAUUAUGUGUAGAUUGAUGAGGGGAAAAUGAAUUAAUUAAUUUUAGAAUAAGGCUGUAACGUAACAAAUGUUGAAAAAGUCAAGGGGUCUUAAUACUUUGCAAAUGCAUUCAUUGAUAUUACUGUAAAUGCAUGUGCUGGACUGGUUGAAAAGCACUUCAGUUGCUGUGAAGAGUUCUGUUGAAGUUAAAUGUUUCUCUCUUACAGUGAUUCCCCAACAUGGCCUAGACUCUGGCUCAGUGCCUCUGAACGGAGAGGAGAUGAAACCUGCAGUGUACUACGAGAGACUGAAGAUACUGAGACAGAGACAGGGACUGGAGAACAACUCCAGGGUUAGUUUAAUAUUGAUCACAUUGAUGCCACUUGGCUUACAAUUUCACAUUCAUAUUAUGAUGUUGAUGUAGAAUUUGACUACUUGCUGUAUUGAUGAGUGUCCCCAUCAUAUUAUAGCUAGUGUCACACCCACAGUGAUGUAGCAUUGUUUCUUGGCUAGCUUACUUUAAAUUCGAAAACUGAUCACCUGUUCUUUCCCCCCCCCCUUCCUCUCCUUUCCCCUCCCUCAUUUUCUCUUCUCUCCCGUCUCCCUUCUCCAUCUUAAUAGCAGGCUCAGCUGUUGCCGCAGGAGGAGGGGGACAGUGGACAGACGCGUCCCAUGACGUCCCUGCUGUCCAAGCCCUCGGUGGCCUCCUCCACAGACAUGCUCCAAAGCAAACUGUCUCAGCUCAAAGAGUCCCGCGAGUCCCACUUCCAGCAGGAGCAGUCCCACUCCCACAGCCCCACACGCUGCUCGUCCCCCUCCGCCAACCUCGACGACCUCAAGAAGAGGCUGGAACGGAUAAAGAGCAACCGCCAAUAA
Coregonus sp. 'balchen' is the source of this 37744-nucleotide messenger RNA. The record is from the annotation of a GenBank genome assembly. NCBI's taxonomy places the organism in Eukaryota, Metazoa, Chordata, Actinopteri, Salmoniformes, Salmonidae.